Molecule: messenger RNA, 835 nt
Organism: Venturia canescens
Lineage: Eukaryota; Metazoa; Arthropoda; Insecta; Hymenoptera; Ichneumonidae
Gene: galla-2
Product: MIP18 family protein galla-2
Exons: 3
Coding region: 277-753 (158 amino acids)
Biological process (GO): iron-sulfur cluster assembly
Cellular component (GO): cytosolic [4Fe-4S] assembly targeting complex
Source: RefSeq, a predicted model, not a curated record
CAAUCAGAAUGAAGAUCGAAAAAAGAAUAAACGAUAAUGGAAAACCAUUUAUUUUCCCAUGCUGGAUUUUCGUAAGAAGUGAAAAAUAAACUCUACUUACAAAAUUGCUGAAUUUUCUUGUCGUGUUUUUAAAAACCCCGCUAAAAAUUGCUCAUUGCUUGUGAUCAGAUCGAUCGAAACAUCACAGAACUUUAUUUGAAUGUGUAUGCGUUUGUUUACUUCUGCGGUAUAUUUUUAUGUUAUCUCGGUUUUCACCGUUUUCACUAUUCUGUCAUAAUGGCGAUGGGUGAAAAUGUCGAAAACUUGAAUCCGAAAUUGUAUCAAAAAAUCGACGAUAGAGACAUAACAGCAGACGAUGAAAACGAGAAUGUUGUGGAUGAGUUCGAUGCCAGAGAAAUAUUUGAUCUUAUCAGAAACAUUAACGAUCCCGAACAUCCAUUGACUCUCGAAGAACUUCAUGUUGUUGAACAGAGCCUCAUCGAAGUUGACAACAAAAAGAACACGGUUCAAAUUAGGUUCACACCAACAAUACCGCACUGCAGCAUGGCCACACUAAUUGGUCUUUCCAUAAGAGUUCAAUUAUUGCGGGCUUUGCCAAAAAGAUUCAAAGUCCAAGUUUCCAUAACACCAGGAACUCACAAUGCAGAACACGCAGUGAAUAAACAAUUGGCUGAUAAGGAAAGAGUUGCUGCCGCUACAGAAAAUAGUCAUCUGAUCGGCGUUAUAAAUCAGUGUGUGAGCAUCAAAGGGUGAAAUGGAAUAGUUUAUAUUUUGAGGAAUUGUGUAAAUAAAGUGUAAAUGAAGAAAUACUGCAAAGAGAGUUCGCAAUACUACA